AUGUCCGUCCACAGCGACACGGACUCGAUCGUAUCCCUCUCCGACGACAACCCGGCCGGACCGGGUUUCGCCCCCUCGCGCUCACCAUCCCCGACCCAACUCCCCUUUCCACUCCCCCUCCCCAUCGCACGCCUCGACCCAGCGCCCACCCCCACGAUCCUCGACCACUGGGAAGCCCAACGCACCUACAUCGCCCUCGGCCCCACCGCCACCGACCUGAGCCGCGUCGGGGCGGCGCCAUCCAACAGUACCACCACCGCUGAGACCCCAGCCUCGCGUUCCGCGGCGCGCGACACCGCUCGAGCAGUAGCUCGGGCGACGCAACAGCACGCGCUGAACGGCGGGUACGGCUGCGCCGUGCGGCUGGAUGCGUGUCUGACCGCUAAUCGUGGGCAAGGCGGCGAGUAUGCGGCCGUUGCCGACGACAUCUUGCCGCUGCUGCCGCUGCGGGCGUGGGACGCGGUGUGGUUGAAGCAGAAGCGGGAUGCGCAUGCGGGGGCGCCGCGGGCGGUGCUCGAUUUGCUGGAGGAGCAGAUGGGGUGGGCGAGCGCGGCGCGGCGGGCGGAUGGGGCGGUGGGCGGGAUGAGGACGGAGCGGGAGAGGAGGAGGAGGGGGGAGCAGUGCGAGUGGGAUUGCGAGAGGCUGGAUGGGAUUGGCGAGGGGGCUGCGGACCCGGAGGGUGAUGAGGCGGAGAUGAUGUCGAGGCCGGCGGCGUGGUAUGCCAAUGUCGACAUGUUGGAGGAUGUGACGAUGGAGGUGGAUGAGUGGUAUCAGGACUUUGUUGAGGGGAUGCGGGAGUCUUAUCAUGAUGACAACGAGGUCAUGAUGGAGGACGAGGACAGCGUAAGCGAUGAUGGCGAGGGCGCCGAUGACGAUCAGAUGGCUGACGAUGGGGAGCACAGCGACGACAGCUCGGAGCAGAAGAUCUUCAGGGGCAUCCAGGACGCGCUGGAGAAGCCGACGACAGCGCACAUGGCUCUCAUGAAUGUGCUCUGCUGGACCGAGGCGGACCUGGAGCUUAUGAGCCGGUUUGCUGUCAUUCCUGCGGCGACGCCCAACCUCCCUGGCACUGCAUGGCACGAGCUCAUGCUCCAAAGCAUCACCUAUGCCGGCCGCACUAUUGAGGCGCUCCACAACGCUCUCCACAACCUCAAGCACCAGAACGACCUUCAUGGUGUUCCGAUCGGAGACACCAGCGCUAUCAACCGUGUUGGAGCCAUCGCCACCCUUUACAAGGACUGGCUUCUUUCCAGAUCGGCCAUCCUGGCUACGCACAUCUCCCAGAGGCUGACCCAGAUGCGGGCUGAUCACGAUGCCAUCAAGGCUGUGCCGGCGCACGCCAGCAUCCGCGAGGCCUAUGCCAUGAUCAUCCCGGCAUUGAUGAACGGCACCGCUGCCUCCCUAAACGGCGUGAACUUCGCCGAACAGGCCGAAGUGGUCGCCGAGAACCUCGAGGUUGACCCCUUCAGCUUCCGGGACGACUACAACACCCUAUUGGGUGUGCGUUGUCUUUUGGGUCUGCUUCGGUGCGCCCUGCACUGGCGAGACCGGGCCAUGUGGCUCCAGGGCAACAUGAGCCAGGAGUCUGUGCAUGCAUAUCGCACAAGGGCGAUGCGUGCUGCCACGGGCCGCUGGGUGCACUGGAGCCACAAGCUGCGGUUUACACUCGACUCCGCUCAAGACGCUGCACUGGGCCUGGAGCAGCACAGCACCGCAGCCAGGGACAUCCUGCGGGCUUUGCGUGGAAGUCCUGGCAGCUUUGACCUGCUCCGACUUCUCAAGCUGGCCAGGUUUGGGCGCCUCGUGGGCUUUGAUGGCGGGUACGUGGCAGAGCACUUGUACUACGCAGCCUUGUGGAGCAGGAAGACGGAUGCUGCGAGCAGGCACUCGAGAUCGGUGAUGCUCCACCAUACGCCGGCUGAGAUGGACUAUCUGGCGGCUACGCUGCCCGGCAUUGUGAAGUCGAUGACCGACAGCCCGCAGUGGGGUGGGGUUGGGGAGGAGGACAUGGCAGUCAGGAUAGGCGAGUGGGUGGUGCCGAGCCUGAAGGAGUGGAGGAAACGGCCGUGGGACGAUAGGCCUGUCGGCGCCAGCACUGUCUUGGUGCUCCACUAUGCCAAGCUGGUCGAGAGGCUGGCAAGCAUGCCGACGCGACUGGGAACCGCGCCCGUGUCAGGGUCCCUGGAGAGAUCACUGCCGCACCUGCAAUGGCAACUCCGCUAUGACGACUGCGACGAAUCGACUUUCCGUUCAAUGGCCGAUCGUUGGCAGAACGCUCGCCUCAGGCUGACUGGAAGGCUUCGGGAGUUUGUGCUGAAGUACAAAGACGCCAUGGCUGAGCGUGCUUCGGCGAGCGUGGCAGCGAAGACGAUCGCGUUGCUGAACGAGAUUGAGGCCACGCAUCCCCCUGGCGCCGUGGUUGUCCAGAGGCUGCAGGAGCGUCGCCUGCUGUCCCCCGAGGCGUACAGAGGCCUCUGCUUGGCGGUGAAUCAGGGCUCGGAGGACACGAUCUAUGGCUUCUUGCGGAUCAACCGCGAUGUUAUGAUCCGAGUCUCCCAGCUGAUGAUGAAGCAGGCAACGGAGACGGUCUUGUUGCGCAUUGGCACUCCGGACCGGGACAUGAAGUUGAGCUUGCACCACCUGAACCACCGCAACUGGGUCUCGCCGGACAAGAGCAGCGCGGAGUAUCAGGAGCACCGGCUCAUCAUCGCCGACUGGGAUGACCUCGUCCGCGCCGAGUUGAUCCUGACCCACGUGUGCGAAAUUGUCGGUACCGCCUGGAGGCCCCUUCCGGCCUAUGUUGGGCGGUCAUUGAUCCAAGCGUUCGACGACUUCUGUCCUUGA
Molecule: messenger RNA, 2844 nt
Organism: Diplodia corticola
Lineage: Eukaryota; Fungi; Ascomycota; Dothideomycetes; Botryosphaeriales; Botryosphaeriaceae
Exons: 1
Coding region: 1-2844 (947 amino acids)
Source: RefSeq, a predicted model, not a curated record